UUUUUGGAAAAUGCCCUGGAUCAGUCGCUUCCCAGUCUCCUCGGCUUUAUUUGGUCACACAAAUGGAACAACAACACACCUGCGGAUGACAUUGAGGUUGUCAAAAUGGCCAAGUAUGUUUUGAGUGUUUUCCGUGCGAACUGUGUGAAGCCGCUACCUUUGGUCGUUACAAACGAGCGUACGCCAUUUUGUGAAUAUGUCCUACCAAUCUUCAAGUACUUUAGUGCAGCGACUGGCCUACUUUCGUUCAUAAGGUGUGAAAAAGGAUCUCAAUCAUGCAAGCGA
Messenger RNA from Zychaea mexicana, 285 nucleotides. RefSeq lists its product as uncharacterized. The annotation marks the transcript as partial. NCBI's taxonomy places the organism in Eukaryota, Fungi, Mucoromycota, Mucoromycetes, Mucorales, Lichtheimiaceae. The transcript is spliced from 2 exons. The record is from RefSeq and is a predicted model, not a curated record.